Euleptes europaea (tarantolino) is the source of this 883-nucleotide messenger RNA. It is a transcript of the gene CTDSP2, whose product is annotated as CTD small phosphatase 2. Bases 45 to 860 code for a protein of 271 amino acids. The transcript has 8 exons. NCBI's taxonomy places the organism in Eukaryota, Metazoa, Chordata, Lepidosauria, Squamata, Sphaerodactylidae. The record is from RefSeq and is a predicted model, not a curated record. Gene Ontology annotation, molecular function: RNA polymerase II CTD heptapeptide repeat phosphatase activity.
CCUCCUCCCGAGCAAAGGGUCCCCAAGGUCUGCGGGAUUGUUAGAUGGAAAGCCGGUCUAUCAUCACGCAAGUGCAGAGGGACGAAACCUUGGCGCUUUCCAAACAAGUCUUGGUGUCCAAAUCCUCCCCCAAGAAGCCUCGUGGCCGGAAUAUCUUCAAGGCGCUUUUCUGUUGCCUUCGUGCACAGAAUGUCGGGCAGACGGCCUUUGGCGGAGAGCAUGGCCCGCACAAGGAGGAGACCAGCACCAUUGCCAAGUCUGAUCUGUUGCAGUGUCUUCAAUACCAGUUUUACCAGAUUCCUGGAACGUGUCUUCUCCCUGAGGUGACUCAGCAAGACCAGGGCAGAAUCUGCGUGGUGAUCGAUUUGGACGAGACCCUUGUGCACAGCUCCUUCAAGCCAAUCAACAAUGCUGACUUCAUAGUGCCUGUUGAAAUAGAGGGGACAACCCACCAGGUGUAUGUUUUGAAGAGGCCGUUUGUGGACGAGUUCUUGAGGCGGAUGGGGGAGCUGUUUGAGUGUGUGCUAUUCACGGCCAGUCUGGCCAAGUAUGCUGACCCAGUAACUGACCUGCUAGACAAGUGUGGAGUCUUCCGAGCCCGCCUGUUCCGUGAGUCAUGCGUGUUCCACCAGGGCUGUUACGUUAAGGAUCUCAGCCGGCUGGGCCGUGAUCUACGCAAGACCUUAAUCCUGGACAAUUCUCCUGCCUCCUAUAUCUUCCAUCCGGAGAAUGCUGUGCCGGUGCAGUCUUGGUUCGACGACAUGGCGGACACAGAGCUGCUCAACCUGAUCCCAAUUUUUGAGGAGCUGAGUGAAGCAGAGGAUGUGUACACCAGCCUCGGCCAGCUGAGGGCGCCCUAAGGCCCUCUGAGCCCUAUACCCAC